Molecule: messenger RNA, 2077 nt
Organism: Cannabis sativa
Lineage: Eukaryota; Viridiplantae; Streptophyta; Magnoliopsida; Rosales; Cannabaceae
Exons: 1
Coding region: 1-420 (139 amino acids)
Source: RefSeq, a predicted model, not a curated record
AUGGACGACGACAUAUUUGAUUCAUCUCUAAAUUUAGAAGAAGCCCAUUUGAAAGAAGGCUUCAAUGAGGGCUACAAAGAUGGUCUUGACUCUGGUAAAGAAGACGGUAAACAAGUGGGUCUGAAAACUGGGUUUGAGAUCGGUGAAGAGCUGGUAUUCUACAAGGGAUGUGUGGAUAUAUGGACCUCAGUUAUCCAUGUUGACCCGACCCAGUUUUCUUCUCGGGUUCAAAAAGGUAUUAAGCAAAUGGAAGAGUUGAUUGAGAAGUACCCAGUUAUGGAACCUGAGAAUGAGAGUGUUCAUGAGAUUAUGGAUAGUUUGAGGUUGAAGUUCAAGGCUGUAUGUGCUUCAAUGGGUGUGAAAUUGGAGUAUAAUGGGUACCCAAAAUCUUCUUCAGAUGCAAAUGAGAUGGGAUUUUAACAAUGAAAAAGAAAAAUGGUGAUAGAGUUUUUGUAAUGUUUAAGAAUCAGUUGUGUCAAACUAGCUUUUGAGCUUGUAAUCAAAACUACAGUGUUUGUUUUAAUUAGAUUAUUGUCUUUGUUUGGAAAAUGUUAUCUUUCUUUGGUUUAUCUAAAUAUAAGGUUUUUAUGAAGAUUGGUACUUUUAGUUGGACUUAAUUGGAUUAAAGAGGUUUGUUCAGAUUCGUUCUCUCUAGUCACAGCUAUUAACAAAGGAAUGGUGUUUUUUAAUGAGCUGGGUGUGCGGCUUAAGGAUGUCACAGCUUUAUUUUCUAAACUUUCGUUGUACCAUGUGGUUCGGAAUAAGAAUUCUAAUGCUCAUAGUUUGGCAAAGUAUGCUCUUCGGUUAGACGAUGAGCUAUUCUGGUUUGAGGAGGUGUCGCCGCUAAUUGUGAAUUGUUGUUUUGUUAAUCAUGUGUGAUUUUGAUCACCGCGUCAAAAAUAAUUUUGUGUUAUGAUAUGGGCAGUUGAGAGAGAAAAGAUAAUGUUAAAAGUCGAUGCUUGGUUGUUGUAAGGUGUACAUAUCUGAAAGUAGAAACAGGGCAGCACUAGAGUCCAUUGAAAGAGCUGCUAAGCUAUUCCCAAAAGCUCCCAUUAUCAACAAAUUUGUUGAUGAGACUUACAACAGAGUUGGCUACACACUUGUUUCCAAGUUGGUUCCAUGCCCCUUGAGAACCUCAGUCCUGGCCAUGGUUAAGGCUGCUUUGGAGUCCAUUGACCUUCCAUCCUUUGCUCUCUACUUCUCUGGAUCAGGCUGCUAACAUUGCCAAGUCUUUGGCUGCACAUGUUGGUUAUGGUCUUCAAGGUUCGUCUCUUUAAAGUUUGAUCUUGUUUGAAUUUUGUAGAAGCAAUAACUGUAGUAGUAGAACAUCAAAAAUGGUCUAAGUAAAAUUCUUCAUGACUGUCAAAUAUGUAAAGAUAAUGUUUCAUGACACAUUUUUGGCCACUAAUAUCAUCUACAUAAUACAGCUAUUAAAUUGUAUUUCAUGCAAUAUUUUUAAAAUUCUGUGUAGUAUUGAUUUUUAUAAUACAAUACAACCUGACUUAAUACAGCGUACCAAACCAACACUUAUUAUCUUCUUAUUUCCAUUGCUAAAAACUUUAUAUGUAAUUUGGAGUACCUACUUUUCUAUAUGGAGCUGCCCAUGUAGAAGGGAAAAAGCUUGAUACAAUCAGAAGAGAGUUGGGUUAUUUCAAGCCAAAUUCAAGUGGAAACCAGUGGAUUCACCUCAUGUGUGAUUCCAACAAAAGGAGUCAUUGUCAUCGGAGCAACCCGGUGGGUUGACAACUAUAAUGUUCCUGUUUUCUGUACCGAUCUCUUAGCGAUUCGCAGAAUUGCAAAGGGUGUAAGUGGAAGAGGAGGAGGCCUUCCUUGGGUCCAGGCCAUGGCACUUGCACAUGGUGAGACUGUCAUUGAAGUAGCUUGUAAUUUGUUGGACCCAAAUAUUGUGGGAGGAGAUAGAGUUCAACUUGAAAGUUACUUGAAGUUGGACUUAGGGUAAACGGAGGAUUUAUUUAUUUUAAUUUUUUAUUUUGAAUCACACAUAAAAAAGAAAGCAUUAUUCUAUGUAAUGAAAACAUCCAUGGAAUGAAAUGUUAGAGAAUUUCGCUUUGUUAUU